GUAUGGUGUCUCCGGUAGAGACUGCUGGUAUAGCCACUAUAAACACGAAGUGGCAGCAUGCUCAAGCUUCGUCCUUUUCGUGGGACCGCUCCGCAGCAAUAUCGCAAUGGGACAAGGGGAUCGAAAGAAAGACCACAGCGGCGCGCAUCUGUUGUGACAAAGCUGCUAGCAACCUCUGAAAAAGCGAAAGAGGCAAUAUCGAAUCGCUCGGCAUUGAGAAAAUCCAAAGAAAAGAAUGUAGGAGGCAGUGUUUAUCGACCGCAACCCAAUGAAAAGAAGGACCACGAAUCUACGAAAACCGUAAAGAAGUGGAUGCGACGCGUCCUUCCGAAAGAAUUCUCCUCUCCGAGGCCCGAUGGCAAGCCUGGUUUGUUCCCAAGAAUACGAAAGACAACAAGUGCGAAGAAAAGCGAUGGAAAAUUAUCUCCGACCGUCAUUGCGUGCUGUAAUACGGUCACGGAUGAAUCUUCUUCGAAAUAUAGCCGCAGCAAGAACGACGAUAGUCCUCGUGAAAUGAUUCUAGCUGGGCCGUUGUCUUCGUUCGGUGACAUUCUUCGAUCCAUCGAAAACAAUGGCGCUACUUUGAGUACUAUGAGGGCCGAUUCGAUUAGUAAAAGACACAACGAGAAUAUCUUUUUCGAAGACGACGAUACUUGCGAGAGCGCAGAGGUUGCUGCGCAAACUGUUGCUGUCAACAUCAAAAAGAGAGAACUCAAAAGCUCAUGUUCUACAAGAAGUAGGAACGAAGGGCUUUGGGAUAUGCAUUCAAAGGAUUCGAAGCAUGGCAAAGAAGAAGAACCACCAGUCAUUCGUGAAGAACAGAAGAAUUUAUCUACUUCAAAAGCAGAGAUUCUUAGCAAGCUCUUUCCGUUGAGAAAUCAAAAUACCUGCGAAACUGAAGAGACGCCAAUAAAUACUCUAAUGCAAACAACAAAGCAUGACGAAAAAGCAGUAGACAAAGAGAAUGACGACCGAGAGAUACAUUUUAGUCAAUUCCGAAGAGCAGAUAUUAUCAGCUCAUUGUUUCCCUUUGGUCAUCCCGAUGACAGGAAGAAGGAAUGGCCAGUAGCCGAGUCAAAUACUGAAACUUAUGCCGAACGAAAUGAAACCAACUGUUCGGAUAGUUCUGUUAUGGCUACAUCUCCUCUUCAUCAAACGGAGUCAGCAAUGACUUCGAGGGAAAUCGAUGAGAAGCUUCGAGACGAAACAAAUGAGAAUGUUAACGAUAGCCUUCGUCCUACUGAAUCUGGAGAGCAAAAUGAAGACAAAUUUAUUGGAUUGGUCAUUACUUUUGAUCCUACAUGGGAUCUCCUCGUGCCAGAUGAGUCAAAUUUCUCGACAAUAAUGCCACGGUCGAGGCUCAAAAAGUUCCAUGAGAUUGAAAAUUACACUGACUCUCUGCUCGGAAAUUUCGCAGAAGACGAAUUCUCUGAGGAGUCAAUUGAUUUGAUUGCAGGACUUGAUGAGAGCUUCGACACCGAGCCAUCGUUUUCAAAAGACUUUGUAGCUCCGAAAAGCUUGAGCGGUAGCUUUGAAUUAGGUUUUCAUUUUGAUCGUGAGCGAUUUUCGAAGGUUGAUCCUCUCCACGAGGAAGAAAUUUGUUUUUAUUCAGACGACGAAUCAUCGAUCGAAUCUAGGACUGCAAAGUGUCAAAUGAUCAAUUUAGAGACAAUGUCACAACUACAAAAUGGAAUUGAAAUUUGCUUUCCAGCUGGAAAGAGAACGGAAGUAAUAUUCCGUCUCGUAGAAUCGGACAACGCUGGUCAAGAUGAAGAUGUAUGCUGCAGUACAACUACAUCGGAAGAGUACACCGAUUGUAUUGAGUACGAGCAACAGGUUCCAGUGAACAACCAUACAAAUAGUCCUAUACAUAGCUCCACACAGAGCCCCAUACCGAUAUUUGAGUCAACCCCAGAACUCCAUUCACCUGUUCUCAUCAAGGAGCUUACCGCUGCCAAUCUAUAUUUGCCGCGUAUAGUAAACAAAGAUGCUUCCGAUGAAUCAUCGCCAACAAAUGAAGCUGAAAUCGCAACACCGAUAUUUCAAACAGUACCGAAUAAACAUCUCAAAACACCACCACACGUUUACCCUGUGCUCUCGCCCCGUUCAGGAACGUCGACUUACUAUUCUAUCCUAUCUAAGGACACCCCUGAUUCACGUUAUGAGGGAAAGGACGCAUGCAAGAUCCAGUUUUAUGAUGCAGUCAUGGAAAAAUCUCCCGCUAUCCCUUCAAACUAUCGCGACGUGCAAAAUAUUGAUUCCUUUCACAGUCCUAUGGGUGUUUGUAACUCAACAUAGCUCCAUAUACAACAGCUUGAACUCUAAGAUCCGGUUGGGCAUUAAAAGCAAGGAAUUCUU
Messenger RNA from Pseudo-nitzschia multistriata, 2358 nucleotides. Lineage: Eukaryota; Bacillariophyta; Bacillariophyceae; Bacillariales; Bacillariaceae. The record is from the annotation of a GenBank genome assembly.